GUUCGACUACGCCCUGCUUCGUCUCCUCCGAAGUGACUGUCUUUCCUUAUACUGUGUCGUAUGUUGCAUUCUUGCACACUUUCUCCAUAACACACCAUCACCGGACUCGAACGCAGCAGGAGUAGUCGUCGUGAUGGCUAGCGUCGCACGACCUCCGCAUUCCUUGCUCGACGUCGUCCACGAUGCCAUACAACACAAACUAGAGGACCACGAGACAGACCAUGACCGUCCGGAGCACCCCCUCACCCCGCCUCUCGGCAAGACCAACCAAGCCGAGCGGCUUGUGAAUCCUGACGCGGUCCAAGGCAACGCGAAUGAGCAACCACCGCCGGAUGAGCACGGCGAAGCAGCUCCGACUGCGGUUGCGCAGGAGGUAUCUCGACGGACGGACUCACCCGAGCAGGACGACGAACCACCGUCACCACUCAUCUCGCGUGAGCAGGCCAGGCAUAGGCCGCGCCUCUCCUCAGGCUCUGGUGUCCGUCUACCACCUCCGGACACGCCUUCUGGACGCACAGGUCCUCCCCGUUCCAUCUCACGGAGCUACUCACUCUCACAGUCCGGACGCUUCGACUCGAAAAUGCAUCGCAAGCGGGCGUCGGAGCCAACCAAUCAGGACGAGGGCGAUGGUCCUGACCGCACCUCUGAGUUCCGUACAACUACCCCCUUCCGCGACGCCAUGGACUACCAGGACCCCCACCAACGCGAGCGCGAACGGCACAGAGCCGAGAAGAUGGCAAGAAGACGUGAUAGCGCGGCGGGCCAUGACAUCUGGAGCGCGAUGAAGAAGCGGCUGGACACCCCGCGAGAGGAGCACUCGCAAAUUCGAUGGAUGAUUGAAGGUGGUGAGGAGGAGAAUGAGAAGGAGAAGGGAGCCGAGGCCAAAGGCAAGGAAAGAGCUCAGGGAGGUGCGGAACCGGAGGCGAAGGAGAAACACGAGAAGGUAAAGGUCGGAAGUCCUGUCGCGGACAAACACCCAGAGACAGCACACCCACCAGGCAGUCCGUCCAGCUAUUUUCAGCAACAUUCGCAGUCCAUGCCGCACAUUCAGCGCAGUCAGUCUGAGCAGCCGCCGCCGCCGCCGCCGCAGCCGCCGCAGCAGCAGCAGCACGCGAACGUCGCACCGAAGUGGAAUCGACUGCGCUCCCUCAUCCCCCAGAUCGCGGCUCAGCACAAGAGCCAACAUGCGCCCCCAGCGUCCACGGUAGUCCCGCAGUCGGUGAAUAUCACUGACGAGCUGAUUGCGGGAGGCUUGUCUGCGCUUGUCCUGAGACUCUGGUUUGAACGGGACGAGCGGGAUCAUAGGCGGGUUCCUAUCCUCUUCCACCGCUUGCGCAUUCGCGUUAGCGAUAGCUUGCAUCCGCUUCAUGGCAACAAGGCCGUCUUCCGCAUCGAGUGCGAGUACGCGAACGGUGCCGUGCGUUGGGUGGUAUACCGACAGCUGCGCGAGUUCUUGUCGCUACAUGCUCACUACACCGUUUCGAAUGCAUACUUCCGAAACGUGGAAACGCUCCCAGACUUCCCCAUGAUGAGUCUGCCCUACUUCAAGUUCCUCAAGGAGCGAGGACGAGAUGUCGGACGAGCGGAUUUUGCCCGUAUGCAACGUGAAGCGCUUGAAAACUACCUCAUCGGCCUCGUUCGCGCAGUGAUGUGGCAUCCGUCAGCGAACCGUCUGGCAGGGUUCCUUGAAAUCAGCGCACUUAUGGUUGCACUUGCGCAGUCGGGUGGCGCCCAGUAUAAGGCGGGUACACUGCGAAUCGACACUAUAGGCAACAAGGGCAACCUAGGGCGUCGAGCGACCUCCUGGCGAGAGCGUAAAACGCCGAAGUGGUGCUCAGUCCGCGAGAGCUACCUGGUGGUACAUGAGGAAGUCGGCGAGCUUACUGUCUGGGACGUGUUCUUGAUCGACACGGAUUUCAAAAUCGAGCGACCGACGCGUUAUUACCGGCAAGGUCUGAACCUUCUUCAGCACUUCGAGGACGAUCACCCGGAAGUGGUGCCACAGUCCGGGCACGAGAGCGCCAUGGUCGAGCACCACGAGGACCACCCUCACACCUGGCACAAAAUGAGUUCAAUUAAGAGCCACAUCGGGAACCUUCUACACAUCCACCAACACCAAGACUCCGAGAAGUCCCGGUCUGCGUCGCAUGUCAACGAGAAACACGCGGAUGGCGAUCCCCGUCAUAGCAAUGGUCGUGCUGGUACCGAUCCUGGGCAUCACAGACCGUCUCUUUCGGCUACUUCAUUUUCGUCGUCAUCGUCAUCGUCGAGGCCGGUGACACCGAUGCUCGAUCCUUCAACGAACACGAAUCCGUUGCUGGGACCCGAGGACCAUGAUGAGUUCAAGCAUGACGAGCAGGAAACAAAUAGCAAGAAGCGAAAGAGUCGGUCGAGGGCGAAUGAGGUGUCGAAGCAUACGUUCUACAUCGAAAACUCGCAGAUGCGGCUCAAGCUAUUUGCUAAGAAUGAGCGACAGAUGCUUCAAUGGAUCGCAGCGCUCGAGCGAGUCGCAAGAGAUUGCCACUACACGGGAAAGAACAGGUUCGACAGCUUCGCGCCAAUCCGUCUCAAUGUCGCAGCUCAGUGGUUGGUCGAUGGUCGUGACUAUUUCUGGAACCUCUCUCGUGCUAUCAUGCUGGCGACGGAGUGUAUAUACAUUCAUGAUUGGUGGCUAUCUCCUGAGCUCCAGAUGCGUCGACCUGGCUUGCCCAAGUAUCGGCUGGAUAAUCUCUUGGAGCGUAAGGCGAAAGAAGGCGUCAAGAUCUAUAUCAUCCUUUACCAAGAGGUGUCCAACAGGACGACACCAACGGACAGCAACUAUACUAAACAGAGGCUCACAUCGCUACAUCCAAACAUCAUGGUACAACGGUCGCCGUCGCAUUUCCAGACGGGAACUUUCUAUUGGGCGCAUCAUGAGAAGAUGUGCGUGAUAGAUCAAGCCAUCGCAUUCAUGGGAGGUUUGGAUCUGUGUUUCGGACGAUGGGACACUCCACAGCAUGUCAUCAUCGACGACCCGGAAGGCAUGCAAGACAGCGCCGAACAGAUCUGGCCUGGCAAGGACUACAGCAACCCCCGUGUGAGCGACUUCCACACCCUCAACAAGCCCGAUGAGGAUAUGUACGAUCGCGCCAAGAUUGCAAGAAUGCCUUGGCACGACGUAGGCAUGCAAGUCGUGGGGCAACCCGCUCGUGAUUUGGCGCGUCAUUUUGUGCAGAGGUGGAACCACCUCCUGAGAAUCAAGAACCACACGCGCAUGAUGCCCAUGUUACUGCCGCCGCCCGAAUUCCGGCCUGGUGAGCUCACGCAAAUGGGACUUACCGGGACAUGCGAGUUCCAGAUCUGCAGAUCGGCAGGACCGUGGUCAUUGGGCACGCCCGAACGGAUUGAACAUUCUAUCCAGAAUGCCUAUCUGAAAGCCAUUCAGAUGUCGGAGCACUUCGUCUACAUUGAGAACCAAUUCUUCAUUACAUCCACUGUCGUGAGCGAGGUGCCCGUAGAAAACAAGAUCGGGGACGCUCUUGUCGCUCGCAUCAUUCGGGCGCACCGAGAGAGGACCCCGUGGAAGUGUUGUGUGAUCAUACCGUUGAUUCCUGGAUUUACAUAUCCCAUCGACCACAGUGAUGCUACUCCGAUUCGCAUAAUCAUGGAAUGCCAAAAUCGUACCAUUUGUCGCGGCCCUAACUCAAUCUUCGCCCGCUUACGCAAAGAGGGUAUAGAUCCCGACGAUUAUAUCGCAAUCCUCUCUUUGAGGAACUGGGGCAAAUUGCGUGACGGGGUUCUGACAACAGAAGAGGUCUACAUUCACGGCAAGGUCUGUAUAGUAGAUGAUCGACUCGCGAUCAUUGGGAGUGCGAACAUCAACGAGCGUUCCCAGCGCGGAGACCGCGAUUCAGAGAUAGCAGCUGUUAUCCGCGAUACUGACAUGCUUGAAUGCACAAUGGCCGGCAAGCCAUUCAAAGUCGGGCGAUUCGCUCACACUUUGAGAGUUCGGCUCAUGCGCGAACAUAUCGGAGUCGACGUUGACGCGAUGCAUGAAGAUGACCUGAUGGCCUAUGAACCUACCAAAGCUCCUGAUGAACAGAGCGAGUGGGAUCCGGAAGACGAGGAAGAGCACGGCAAGGAAACAGGUGUGACACAUAUCGGCAAGAGGCAGAAGCGGACUGCGAUGGGCAGCCUCUUCCGCGACACCCUGGACGGUGUGGAGCAAGCGAUUCACGGAACGGGCGAGGCUGGCAAUAAAGACCUCGGCAUGCUUUUACGCAAGACCGGUAUCAAAAGCAAGGGCCUGGACCUCACAACAGACGAGCGGGGCCUGGUCGCGGAACGACAGAUGUACAACCGUGAGGGCGAACAAGAGUCUGGCUUUCCUAGUUCAAUCGUACCGACUCUGGAGGAAAAGACCGUCGCCGAAAAUCGCCCACCGGAGUCUCAGGCUAUCGGCCACCCUAUCGAGGCCGAAUUGAAGCAGGAGGGAGUGUCUGGUGGUGCAGGGCAACCCGAGGAAGUACGAAUGUCAGAUGGAGAACUUCUCGGUGCACCCGCCAACGCCGCGCCCAAUCCUCAGAUGGACAGGGAACCUCCUCGUGCCAAGGACGCAAGCGACGACGCUGUUGGAGAGGAGGAGGUGUUACCAGGCAUCCGUUCACUUCUCAGGAAACAGGUAGCAGCGAAGCUAGGUCAGAAACCUUGGACGCUUCCUACUCCUACGCCACGAGUAGAUCCAGAUGGCUUUGAGGAUCCGGUCUGUGAUGAGUUCUGGAAGAACGUCUGGUUGGCAUGUGCCGUGCAUAAUACGGAAAUCUAUAGGAAAGUGUUCCAUGCCGUUCCCGAUGAUCUCGUCACAACAUGGAAGCAGUAUAGAGAGUUCAUUGCACAUCACGACCGGCUCAACCAACCUGUGAGGGAAUCAAGUUCCCGUGAACCGCUCGGCCGUAUUCCGUCAGAAUCAAGGGAUCAAGAUGCACCAGGCCAGACACCCCUCUCCGAGACUACUGUCCAUUCCGUAGACUACGCACAUCUCGACAGCGCCGGUCACCACGACACACCUAGCAAAGAGCAUGCCAACGGGGAUGCCCAGACGUCGUCCAACUCGACAACUCCACCUGCUACCGCGCCCGAAGACAAGACACGAGGACGCAAGACUUCUCGUACGGCGGAGCCUUUCGACGAAUCCGAGCGAGAAGAAAUGGAGCACCUACUGCAGGAGCUACGUGGUCACUUAGUCAUUUACCCCACCCGAUUCUUGGAAGGAGAAGAUGCCGCAAAUAAUUUCUUGUUCAAUGCUGACAGACUCAUGCCCCUACCUAUUUACAACUGACAAGAGGACUCUGACAGGGACACUUCGCACACCAGGACACUACGCACGUUCACUCCAGGUCAUCGACUAAUCUCGUUGUAUAGUAGUAGCACUGAUUACCCUGAUCAUCCGACCUUUCCACAGGUCAAUAAUCCUUGUUCAUAGUACUGUCUCAGUGUUGAGAUGCAUUAACGUAUUCAUUGGCCGCGUUACUUGGCUACCGUCGUCGUUCGUGUGCGCUCCGUUGACAG
This is a messenger RNA of Rhodofomes roseus, 5547 nucleotides long. Its product is annotated as phospholipase D. Gene Ontology annotation, biological process: phosphatidic acid biosynthetic process; intracellular signal transduction; cell motility. Gene Ontology annotation, molecular function: D-type glycerophospholipase activity; phosphatidylinositol binding. The transcript is spliced from 27 exons. Bases 134 to 5317 code for a protein of 1727 amino acids. NCBI's taxonomy places the organism in Eukaryota, Fungi, Basidiomycota, Agaricomycetes, Polyporales, Fomitopsidaceae. The record is from RefSeq and is a predicted model, not a curated record.